AUGUCAACCACUCGUCAUCCCCUGGUCAUCCCUUUCCUUCUCUCCCCCGACUCCUCAUCGUCCUCUUCCCUCCCCGCCCUCCCCGUUAACCCCACUCACCUUGUCUCUUGGUCCCAAAACACGUCUUCUGGUCCUUCUCAUCACUUGGCCUUAGCUAGUUCAGAUAACACCCUCUGGGUAGUCAAUCUUCUCUCCCCUCCCUCUUCUUCUCGGACCAUACGGCAUGACGAUCUACUCUCCCCUCCCUCUUCUUCUCGGACCAUAUAUGAUGACACCCCCUCACAGAAAAGACACAGGAACCGUCCAUCUCCACAAAGACAUGUAUCUUUCGGUCGACCGAGAGCCCCUUCUUCAGCUUCUUCGAUCCUCACCACCGGAUCGAAGAGACAUACAGCUUUCUCACCACCUUCCUCUGCUACCCAAUUACCUACCACAUGUGUUUCAACCACCACUGCUACAGCUCUUUCUCCUACAUCUUCUACUCCUAUCGCCGAAGAAGAUCAUGCUCACUUGGACUUGCUAGAUCAACUCCGGGAACAACGUCGCUCGGAAGAUGUAGACAGACAUGGUCUGGGUCUAGGUCUAGGAUUAGGACUUAUGAGUCGUAGAUUAUCAAUACAAGGAAAAGAAGAAGACGGUAAUACAUCACCUACAUCUGUCGUCUCAAAUGACGAGACUAUCGUGGGGAGAAUAAGAGCAUGGACAGGGACAGAUGAUAAGAGUAAAGUGGAUGAGAUAUCGGAUGAUAGGUUAAGUGAGGCUGCGGUAGAUCUUGAGAUGCAGAAAGAGAGGAUUGAAGGAGAAAGAGAAAGAGAUGGGAUGAAAGUGGUAGAAGAAGCACAGAAAAGUCCGUUAUUGAGACAAACAUCUCAUCUUGAUCAGUCAAUUGACGAGAAGAAGAGGCCAGUGAGGAGAAUAGUGUUAUCUCAACCUGGACGAGGGAAAAUCAUCGCUUUGAAGGUGUUUGAGGAGUUAGGUUUGUUGUGCGUUUUGAGAGAUGAAGGAUUAUUAGAUCUGAUCUCACUUCAAGACCUCAAGGAGAAGGUCACGGUGGAUUUGGAGGAACCCGAACCUUCAAAGACUUCGGAAACGCAUGGCAGGGGCAAAACUUUGAGGUUGUCUCCAUUCUGGCACUGGUGUGAUGUCCAUCUCGUCCGGUCAGAAAAUCAAAGCGUCAUCAUCGCCCACGGCAUCCCCUGGCCAUGCGCCUUACCUAGUCCGAACGGUGAAGUUACUCGAGUGGUCAUUCUGAGGUUUGGCCAUGACGUGCAGGUCGAAGCUCGUCUCGAACUUCCUGGUCAAGGAACAAUAGGGAUUUGUCAGAAUGACCAGACCAACUAUUUGAUACACGCCACGGCAACAAGUUUAACUUCUUAUCCUAUCAUCUUCCCCAAAAUUUCAGGUCCUUCGUCUCUUUCUCCAUCCUCUCUGUCCGGACACCCAAAUCAAAAUCUACAGGAUCCGGAUAUGACUCAACAGCAGAAUCGGCCCUCUCAAUUACGGGCAGUAUCAUCUGCUAACGUAUCACCCAAUAUCCAACCUCUGCAUGCACUUGAAGGGAACGAGCCUGCACCUAGGAGAAACAGAUCGUUGGUUUCUCUCCGCGAAGGAGAACAACAGAAAGAACGACGGUUCGCUAGGUUUUUAGCGGUGAAAAAGAUGGACUGGCCGAUCAAAUCAGGGGUGAAAGAACAGAAGGAAGAGCAAAGGUCGGUAGAACUGGGAGAAGGGUGUGAGGUGGAGAGAGAUGGGUAUGGACAUUGGAAGAAGUUGAUUUUACAUGUCAACGGAGAAGGUUUGGGGAUAUCAGAUGAUGUGGCUCAUGUGUGUUUCUCAGUCUCAUCUCCCCACUUCACUUUUCUCUCUGAUCUCUACUGUACUUUGUCUGUUCCGUGCGACAAGACAUUAGCUCAAUCAUACCUCACAACACAUCCGACGCUUUCAUCACCGAUAGUAAGCUUAGCUCCAAGCUUUGCUCUCGACUUCAAAAGCUUACAAUCAGGUAAAGGAAAUGUUCAAAAACACCCAUUCUCAUCUCUCCUUACCGAUACUUUACCCAUAGCCAACGACAGUCUAUCCAUGGACCGGCUAGACUCUCCAAUAACAUCUUCCGUGUUGGUCAGUGCUGUAGGGAAGUCAUAUAUGAUAGCAGGAGAUGAAGAUGGUGUGGUCCGGAUCUGGACCGCAGAUCCUUUUAAAUUAGAAGCGUCUUUUACGAUGUUUGCCUAUCCUGUCAAGACGAUAUUGAGGUUAAUGAUGCCCGAAGCUGGCAACUUGAGGGAUUGUGUUUUGUGCACUUCGGAUGUGGGUUCGGUGGGGGUGAUCUCAUUGAAAGAAAUGGAUCAAUUGUUCUUAAUUCCAGCUUCUCGAUCACCACUGAGAAAAGUUUUCAUAGGUGGCACGAUGGGACAAGAUAUGUUGUUGGCUUAUGCCAAUGGGAAAGCUAGGGUAUGGAAUGUGGAGACUAUGGAAUUUAGAAGAUCAACGGGGUUGGAUGCGGCUGAGGAUAUGUUACAAUCUGGUCAAUGGGCUGAAGUUGGGGAUUCGAAUAUGGACGCCAAUACUGGUGCUCUUCGAUCCGUCCUUAACUCCCAUGUGGGACCAAUUCUAGGGAGGUUGUUGGAGCUCGACUUACGGAGACUCGGGGAACAACUUCGUUCUUCCGGUGAUAGUCCUUUACCGGAAUUACGAUGGUUGUUAUCUCUCUUCUUGACCUUCGGUUUGGAGAAGGGGAUAGAUGAUAUCUGUCAUGAGAAUCUGGGGAUUUUGCCCCCGGGGAAAAGCGCGAUAUUCGGUCGACACGAUGACACUCAAAUACAACUUUCCUACACCACUGGACCUGCUUCAUGGUGCAUCUCACCUUAUGACACGGGAAUGAGACAAUUGGCCAUUGUAUCCCUGCUCCGACCGUUCCUCGAUUCUCCCGACCACGAAAAAGCCGCGGCGGACGUGAUCGCCUACUAUACCACUUGUCUUCCUGCGGAUAUUGAGGAUGCCCCUUUAGACUUCUUCGCUGGAUAUUAUAUGGACUCUGCGUCCAACGUACAACAAGCCGCACGGUUGCUCUUCGCCGCUCGAUUGAGUCGAAUGACGGAUACUGACCUGGAAACAUUGAUCCUGCAAUAUCAACCUGGUUUACCUAGUUUGCAACCGAAUGGAAAGCAGACAUCUGCUCAAGCGGCCUUGGCGCUGACAAUGAUUGGCGGUAUGGCUAUACAAAAGUAUCAAUCUAUGACGCCUUCAGCUCUCAAAGCAGUCGCCGACUCUGUCGUGCUGUAUCUGGACGAUCCCCACUGUAUACAUCUCGAAUUAGCAGUCGAACUCUGUUCCAAAGGUUUCCAAACAUGGCAAACUUAUGUGGACGCUAUGGACCUUUUACGUCGAUUAUUCCAUCUGGCAACACAUAAAGAAAAUCCCUCUUCUUCAAAUACAUCCAUCAUUGGUAAUUCUCAUAUUGCAGCUCAUGCUCGAUUGGCAGUACUUCACGUCGCUUCUAGUAACCCUGGAUUAUUCAUGAGUACUUUAUCGAUGGACAUUUUAGAUGCACGUUCAGCAGAAGGAAGAAAAUCGAUCAUGAAAUUAUGUGUUUUCAUGGCUAGAAAACAACCUGCUAUUUUGGAAAAUGGUUUACCUAGAAUAGCGGAAGCUGUUGUGAAAAGUUUAGAUCCUAAUACUGGUAAAAUGAGAGAAGACGUUUGGCAAGCUGCUACUGUUAUUUUGAAUGAACUUGUUCAAGCUUUCUCCACCAUAGACUUCCACUCCACCACACAACGUUUAGCAGUAGGAACACAUGAAGGAGCUGUGAUAAUGUACGACCUCAAAACAGCUUCACGUUUAUACAUUCUUGAACCUCAUAAAUCCCCAGUAUCAGCAAUCACUUUCAGUCCUGAUGGUAGAAGGUUGGUUACUGUCAGUUUAGAACAAGGUGAUUUAACAGUUUGGAAAGUUGGUAGUAGUUUGAGUGGUUUUUUCAACGUUGGUGGACCACCUAGACAAGGUGGUGAGAAAGGUGAACCUUUUAAAAGGAUUGUAUUCAUAAGAGCUGGUGAUGAACCUAUGAGUUCUACUAGCGGUUUGAGUGAUGUUCAGAUUUCUUGGCCUGGUAAUAGACAAGCUAGAGUUACGAUAAGGGAGACAGCUUUGACUUUUGAGACGUAA
Molecule: messenger RNA, 4158 nt
Organism: Tremella mesenterica DSM 1558
Lineage: Eukaryota; Fungi; Basidiomycota; Tremellomycetes; Tremellales; Tremellaceae
Exons: 16
Coding region: 1-4158 (1385 amino acids)
Cellular component (GO): cytoplasm
Molecular function (GO): protein binding
Source: RefSeq, a predicted model, not a curated record